UUUUAACUUCCCGUCUCUUAUUUCUAUUGUCUGUGAUUCACCACACACACUAACACUUUAUUUCUUUCACGGCCUGUUUCAUAGCAGUCGAGCAAGAACCAUGAUGACGUAUGGUUUGUGUAAUCUUUUCAUAAACAACUCUUUUCAAACGUGAGAAAUUAUUUUACAGUUAAAAAAAAUAUAAUAAAAUAUGUUUUCCACCACAUAGUAAUUAUUUUACUUUAUAUUGAGUAUUCACUAAGUGACUGUCACUUAAUUUAUUAAAUUACAAGUAUUGAUAUUAAUUUUUUGUUUAUAAUCAAAUUAAAUUUUUCUUUGCGUUAAUUUGUGAAAAAUAAAAAAAAACAAUAAAAUAGAAAAUUAAAUGUUUCACAAUGGUGAGACUAACGGAAGAAAUGGUUGUUGCUAGAUCACGAAUUUCUGAUCUUACAGCAGUUAAAAAAUUAAAUUGUUGGGGCUCCGAGUUGACAGAUGUGAGUAUUCUACGUGAAUUGAAAAAAGUAGAAGUUUUAUCACUAAGCGUCAACAAAAUCAACAGUUUAGCAGAUUUUCAAUACUGUUCAAAUUUAAAGGACUUAUUUGUUAGAAGAAAUAAUAUAACAGAUUUAAAUGAAAUAUGUUAUUUACAAAAUUUACCAAAUCUUCGAAAUUUAUGGCUCGAAGAAAAUCCUUGCGCCGAAAGAGAAGGGUAUCGUAUGGCUGUAAUAAGAGCUUUACCGAAUUUAGAAAAACUUGAUGAUAAAUUUGUGACUGCUGACGAAAUAAAUGUGGCACUAUCACGCGGCAAAAUUCUCGUUCAUCCACUUAGUAUGGAUGCAUCACCUCCACAAUCUGAUCUAGCGAGCCCAGAAGAAGUCGCCGAAUUCAUUGACGAAGUUGAAUUAGAAAGAAAUAGGAGAUACAGUUCGUCUAGUGACCAGAGAAGCUAUGAUGAUCCCCAUCAAGGACAUGAAGAAUAUCAAGACACAGAUCGAAGAAAUGCUAAUUACAAUGCGUCAUCUCCUCAUCAAUACUCUCAAAAUAAUCACUACAAUUAUGAUCUUCAAAAUGGCCAAACUAAAAAUCAAAUCAAAGAUGAAGCAGCUAAGUCAGUUGAAUCUCGUACCAAUGGUCACAGUUUGCAGACUAACAUUCCUGAGAUUUCUAAGGAUUACGAUGAUCGACCGGCAGUAGCUAGACAAAAUGGAGAUUAUGAAGAUCGUCGUGGUUACAGUACUGAAUAUGAAAGAUCGAGUGAACCCAAUACUCAUCGCUCACAACAGGUACUGCCGUCACCAAGGACAGCUUACUCUGCAAACGAAUAUGGUGAUGAAAGACGAUCUAUUGAUCGUAAUAUUUAUGAAUGUGAGGAUAGAAGACAACUAGAUUACGAAGAGCCACACCAAUCAAGACGAACUUCUGCUCAUCAAAAUGAAAGGGAGGAUCCUCGAGAGAUGCCAGGCUGGGUACGACAUUCAGAAAAAGAAAAAUGUCGAUUUCAUUAUCAUAGGAGGCCUGUUACGAGAAACUCAAACAUUUUGUCCGCUGUUUUGUGUCUUGUAAAAGAAUUGGAUUAUCCGAGUUUAGAAGUGGUCGAGAUGGCAGUUCGCAAUAGAAUGGACGAAUUAGAAGAAUGAUGUAUCUGACGCCGUCCCCAUCGGGGCACGGCUAUGAAUUUGCCAUUAUCAAUGGUUAAUGUCGACUCAAUGGCACCAAGUCCUGAAUAUUCUGACUCUUUAAAUACAGCAGCACCACUGGAUUUAGAUCGUUUUUAUGAUUUAUGUAACUGUGAAACUAAGAUACGGUCUACUAAGAAUGUUUCUAUUGAUCCAAGUCCACGUUAUUUUGGAGAACAUGAUAAAAUGACCGGUGAAAAAAGUCCAAUACUAACUUCAAUGACUUCUCCUCGUGGAUUUGAUAGUAAAAUUAUUGGUGAUAAGUAUAUUGACGAACCACUAACAGAUCACAAAAGCUGUAGCAGGAGAAUAAAAGAUCUAACUCAUUCAGAAAAUUCAUGUUUUAAUCAAAUUCAAGAUGUAAAAGGAAAUUAUGUUCGAAGAAUUGCUAGUAGUGAAAGUAUUCCUUAUGCUCUUUCUAAACGAGAAAAUUAUACGAGAGACUAUCAAACUAUAGAUGAAACUUGUUGUGUUAGGCGUGUUAAUAGCCCUGAUGUCAGGCAAUUGCGGUAUAUUCAAUCAGCGAAAGGAGCUUGGUCAUAUAAUUUAUAAAAAAAAAAAAUAAAAAAUUUUAAUAUUAGGCUGUGGAAAAAAUUUUUCAAUGCAGCAAAAGCCUAAAGAAACUUCAUGUAAAAGUGCAAUAAUUGACAAAUAAUUUGUAUGGCUCUACUAAAUCAUUUUUGUAAGAUAAAAAAAAUGAACAAAAACUCUUAGGAAUCUUUUUACAAUACUUUAGAUAGAAAAUUAAGUCCGAUUUUUCAAAUUUAGAGAAAAAAAUAUAAUUGAAAUUAUAUUGUUAUUUCAUCAAUUGAUAAUUUUUUUUUAAUACAAUCAACUAUAUAUGUAUCUAAACUCAUAAGUAUAAUUUAUUUCAUUUUUCUGAUAGGUUUAAUAAUAUUUUAUCAUAACUUUUGUUUUUAAUGACCGUCCAUUUAUCGUACUACUUUAAUUAAUUUAAUUAAUUGCUUAUUAUCAUUAUUAAUAUUCCAAUAUUAUUUGGAAUUAAUUAAAUUUAUUUUGAACGAUUUAAAGGAAAAAAAUUUAAUUAGAAUCUAUUUAUUUGUUAUUUGAUGCUGUAUACCUUCAAUUAAUUGAGUAUUGUUUAAUGGAUUGUUAAUCAUUUCAAAAAAGUUUGAAUAUAUAUGAUAAAAUUAUUUUUGUUAAAUAAUUAGUAAAUUAUUCAGUGAUGAUUAUUAAUUAUUACUGAUGAAUAUUUAUAUUAUAAUUCAAACUAUUGAUUAUACAAAUCUUCCAAAAUAUAAAAUGUACAUAUGUUUUAGAAAAAAAUGUUGAAAAAGGAAGCAAAACAAGAGUAUAUGAAAAAAGAGAGAUAUUAGACUAAAAUAAGACAAAUUAUUUCAUUUAAAUUAGUUUAAGUAAUUAUUAUAAUUAGUCUUUUUGUCAAGAGUAUUUUCAUUCCAUGAUUAAAUACUGUUAUCAAUAAAAUAAUUUUAAUAAUUCAAUACGUCCAGUAGAACCUUGGCCACGUAGGCAAAAUAAAAAUUUAAUUAUUGUAUUGGUAAGCCAAUUCUCUUGCCAGUUAAAUUUCACUUGACUUUAGAACGAUCAAAGAUUAAAUUGUAUAUACAUAACUAAAAUAAUAGGCUUUUUAAAUAAACGCCACACCCUCAAAUAUUUUGAAAA
This is a messenger RNA of Cotesia glomerata, 3299 nucleotides long. Its product is annotated as cilia- and flagella-associated protein 410. The record is from RefSeq and is a predicted model, not a curated record. NCBI's taxonomy places the organism in Eukaryota, Metazoa, Arthropoda, Insecta, Hymenoptera, Braconidae. The transcript has 10 exons. Gene Ontology annotation, molecular function: protein binding. The coding region runs from base 375 to 1616 and encodes 413 amino acids. Gene Ontology annotation, biological process: cytoskeleton organization.